AUGGGCAACUUCCACGAGAGCUCCAACAACAUCUGGCUUGAGGAUGGCCACAUCCUCCACGCCGAGUGCGGCAACGGCGAGGGCGACUAUGUCGAGUCUACUCUUGACCUUGACUACUAUAUCGGUAACGACGAUGGCUCCUUCUCGUGGGGUGGUGAGAACUUCUCUGGCUCUGCUUCCAACAUCACCCUCGACAUCGAAGGCGACGAUAACAUUCCCGUCCUCCGCGCCGAGUUGAACCCCAUGGAUGGUGAUCCCGUCGAGGCCAACGUCAACCUUUCCGAGCGCAUCGGCAACGACUGUGGCACUCUUAUCUUCCUCGCUUAA
Messenger RNA from Fusarium pseudograminearum CS3096, 327 nucleotides. RefSeq lists its product as uncharacterized. NCBI's taxonomy places the organism in Eukaryota, Fungi, Ascomycota, Sordariomycetes, Hypocreales, Nectriaceae. The transcript has 3 exons. The coding region runs from base 1 to 327 and encodes 108 amino acids. The record is from RefSeq and is a predicted model, not a curated record.